AUGGCACUUCUCAUGAGUCCAGAAUUCCUGAUGCGGCACCUCAGCCCCAUGCACGUGGCGGUGCCUAUUGCGGCUACGCUUUUGGGUGUUGCCGCCAACUACGGUCCUCGAAUGUUUGCAAGUCCAGCAAUCGAGGUCAUACCGCAAGAAAUAGGGGAGUUUGCUUUCCACAAUGGAGUCCUGAUUCCCCACCAGGACUACUUGUACGGGUCCUCGGAGACCGGUGAACCCUUCAUCGUGGGAAAAAAGCUAGCUGGGCAGGACUACUCGGCAUGGGAAGCUGGAUAUGAGAAGUUCGCAAAGUUAGAGUCACUGACAUUUGUCGAUUCGGGUUCGAAGUCGACCUGGUCUUGGUCCUUCGAAGAACCAAAGGCCUCCACAAGCUCAGAUUGGUUGAAGCUAUUGCUUUGGCUCAUUUUCGGCACCAUGUGCCUCCUUAUGCUCAGCUAUCUUGUACGCAAGAUUGUGAGCAGAUUCUCGUGCCAAAACCGCAAGAACAAAGAGGGGAUUCUGGCAAACCCAACCAGCGAUAUUGAUGCGGAGAACGCAAAGUUGAACCUCCUGUGGCGAACCACUCUGAUCAGCAUGUACCGAGAGCGAAAGAGCGAGAACUUGUUGCUCAAGAGCGCACUUGAAACACUGAAGGCGGAGCAUGCUGACAAAUUCGCUGAGCAACAGAGAGAGAUGGACAACCUAAGGCAGAUGCUCGAUACGCAAAAAAAGCUUGCACAGAAUCUGGAGAACUCAGAUCACGCAGUUGCAGCGGAAAACACCACGACUAAAGAUCCGUUGGGUGGCGGCCAGCCGGAGUCUGAUGUGAUGCCAGAGGAGGCGGUAGCUGGAAGCCAGGACGGAGUCGUUGACCUCCCUGUGGAGAGCUCGGAGGGCGAGCACGCCAUGGCAGAGGCGGGUUCAGAUGAUGAUGAGAAGACAGGCGCGAUAGAGCAGGAUGAUGAUACUCCUGCACUUGACAACGAAUCUCCUGGCCCAAAACUGGGGAAGAAUGGGAAACCACGAAUCCCGCGGGCAAACAGGAGAGCUGAUGGAAGCAUCCGGACUCCAUCGCAUCCGGACUACGUUCCUUUGGAAGAAGCCCCGUCACGGCUGGGUGAUCGCCCAUUCCGCGGUCCUGGCCGUGGCAAUGGCUGGAAAAGACGACGUGGUGGCGGUGGUGGCUGGAAUGAUGGUGCACGUUUCGGUUGGAUAGGUGGCAGAGGUGGUGGAGGAGGAGGGGGAACGAAUUGGGAUAACGGACAGUCGAGCCAAGGAAGUGGCCACUAA
Molecule: messenger RNA, 1281 nt
Organism: Letharia lupina
Lineage: Eukaryota; Fungi; Ascomycota; Lecanoromycetes; Lecanorales; Parmeliaceae
Exons: 1
Coding region: 1-1281 (426 amino acids)
Source: RefSeq, a predicted model, not a curated record